UAAACAUGUGUAUUAGUCUCCUCAAACAACAUAUAUAAAUCAGCAGUCUAUAUAAUAAAUCACAAAGAUUUUGUCUAGUUCACUUUAACUUUUUUGACUCAUAUGGCUCAAUCAUCCGUACAUGUUUCAUAUGCUGCGCCAACAGUACCAAUGGCUAUCAUCAUGACGGUUUUGUGUUUGUUUCUAGCCAAUAAUGUUUCCCAUGCCCGGAAGCAGGCCACCUACUAUGUCGGCGGCCAGUAUGGUUGGGACGCGAUUAUUCCAAUGGACACUUGGGCACGAGGCAAAAUCUUCUACGCUGGUGAUAUUCUCGAAUUCAAAUACGAUUAUCAGUCUAGCAAUGUGAUGGUGGUAAAUCGUACCGGCUAUGAAACGUGUAUAGCAAACGAGAAUGCGAAAGAGUACACAUCAGGCGAUGAUAGGAUCCAACUUCCAUAUGGUCUUAGCUAUUACAUCGGGACAUAUGAUGCUGCUGAUUGCUCAGCCGGUUUAAAGAUGGCCAUAAGAGCAAUAAGUUAGUAAUUAAUUAGUUGAAAGUGGAAUUAUCAUUGCAUGGGUUUUUUUUUGUAAGACUUUAUUCACUCAAAAUCUCAUAUUAAUAGAAACAUUAUCUGAUAACUUUAUCAUGUUUUAUGUC
Molecule: messenger RNA, 637 nt
Organism: Raphanus sativus (radish)
Lineage: Eukaryota; Viridiplantae; Streptophyta; Magnoliopsida; Brassicales; Brassicaceae
Product: early nodulin-like protein 22
Exons: 2
Coding region: 103-519 (138 amino acids)
Cellular component (GO): plasma membrane
Molecular function (GO): electron transfer activity
Source: RefSeq, a predicted model, not a curated record